CGGCUUUGUGGUCAUCGACCUCCUUGCGCUCCGCCGCCGCCAUGAUCCAGAGCCUCUUCAUCCUCACGUCCACGGGCGAGAUCAUCAUCGAAAAGCACUGGCGGGGCACGACGAACCGCCAUGUGUGCGACUUCUUUGUCGAAGAAGUCAACAAGUACAAGCUGCGCGAGGAGGUGCCUCCAAUCCUCAACACGAGCAAGCACUACUUCAUCAACGUCUACCGUGAAGGCCUCUUCGUCCUCGCCGUCAUCUCGCACGAGAUCAUGCCAUUGAUUGUCAUGGAGCUGCUGCACCGCGUCGUCUCGGUCUUCCGCGACUACUUUGGCACGUUUGACGAGAAUGCGAUCAAGGACAACUUUUCGACUGUCUACCAGCUCCUCGAGGAGAUGAUUGACAACGGCUACCCACUCACAACCGAGCCCAACGCGCUCAAGUCCAUGGUCGCGCCGCCGACGACCGUCAACCGCAUCGCCGCCAUCGUCUCGGGUCGGUCGCGCGUCAGCGAUGUGCUGCCCGACGGCGCCCUCUCCAACAUUCCGUGGCGCAAGGCUGGUGUCAAGUACACGCAGAACGAAAUUUACUUUGACAUUGUCGAAGAGAUUGAUGCCAUCGUUGAUACGCACGGCCAAAUGAUCUCGUGCGAAGUCAACGGCAUCAUCAACGGCCACAGCCGGCUCUCGGGCGUGCCCGACCUCACCAUGGUGUUUGUCGACCCCUCGGUCAUUGACGACUGCUCAUUCCACCCGUGCGUGCGCUACUCGCGCUACGAGCGCGAGCGCGUCGUGUCGUUCGUACCGCCGGACGGGCAGUUUGAGCUCAUGCAAUACCGCGUCCAAGUGCAGCAAAUGGUGCCGCCGAUCUUUUGCCAGCCGCACAUCAAGUGGUCGGACAAGGGUGUUGGGACACUCGAGCUCUCGUUGGGCUCGCGCAACAUGCCGACGCUCGUCUCCAACACGAAAAAGCCGAUUCUCGCGGAAGAGAUUACGGUCGAAGUGACCUUUCCCAAGAGCGUCCGCACGGUCGACACCAACACGGAAGUCGGCAACUGCCUCUACGACGACUCGACCAAGACGAUCAAGUGGAACGUCGGGAAGCUCAACACCAAGAAGAACGUGGCGCCGACGCUCAAGGGCUCGGUGCUAUUGCAGCCUGGCGCGGCGAUCCCAGACGAAAAGCCCAUCGUGCUUCUGGGCUUCAAGGUGCCGUUCACGACAGUGAGUGGGCUCACGGUCGAGACGCUCGUGCUCACCAACGAGUCGUACAAGCCGUACAAGGGGGUGCGUACGCUGACCAAGUCGGGCCGGUUCCAGAUUCGCAUGUAAUGGCGAACGUCGCGCGUCGAUUCGGCACAAUACAUAGAGUGGAUACUGCAUUUCGUUUUGAGCGACUUGUCUGACAGGCGGAUCGUUAGAUUAUCGCAGAUGGUAAUCAAGAGUUA
Messenger RNA from Saprolegnia diclina VS20, 1438 nucleotides. RefSeq lists its product as hypothetical. The coding region runs from base 42 to 1322 and encodes 426 amino acids. The transcript is spliced from 9 exons. Gene Ontology annotation, biological process: endocytosis; intracellular protein transport. Gene Ontology annotation, cellular component: cytoplasmic vesicle; clathrin adaptor complex. The record is from RefSeq and is a predicted model, not a curated record. Lineage: Eukaryota; Oomycota; Saprolegniomycetes; Saprolegniales; Saprolegniaceae.